UGCAGACUGCUGCUGGAGGAUCAGAGGAGGAGACGAUGGGCAAACAUUCAAGUCACGAGUCAUUUUCUUUUUCUCCCAAAGCAAAUCGGAGUAAACAGGCGACUACGAGAAGAAGUCUUCUUCAGUUUGAGCAUUAACAUGUAAAGGUUGAGACUGUCUUUGCCAGUGGACCAGAGAGGAGAGAAGAACAUGAAAGUAUCUCUGGAUCAGACUGUGCAGAGAAGACUGCGAGUGUCACGCGGCACACGGACACUUCCUGUUCACCACUUCAUCAGAGUCGCCAGAAGAUGUUGAGAAGGACGGUGAUGAUGAUGAGGAGGAUUUUCCUCGUGAAGAGAGACGUGAUGUGCACCAUGCUGCUGUUGUUGCUGUUCUGUCUGCUGCUCUACGUGCACCAGGUCCUGCUCUCCUCAGGAUGGGACAGGAACGCGUGGAAGCUGGAGAUCCAGAGCUCCACCAGCUCCAGCCGGACCCUGCUGGGAGCCAAAGUACGGUCUGGGGCAGCCGGAGGUGCCAAAAGGGGUCAGAAGUCUCCAAAGCUGUCCAACCCUUCAGAGCAGGCGCUGCCUCUCUGUGAGCCGCAGCACAAAUCCAAGCCUCAGGUCAAAUCUAAGGGGAAGUCCAAGUCCCGACGCAAGAAUGUUUCACCGACUAAGAGGACCGGCAGUCUUCUGCCCACGCGGCCAUUGUUCGACUUCAAAGGCUAUCUGAGGGAAAAAGACAACCGGAACUUUCCGCUGCUCAUAGAUCAGCCACAGAAAUGUCAGCCCGGAGGAGAGGGAGACCACAUGGCUGCUCCCUACAUGCUCAUCGCUGUGAAAUCUGUUGCUGCUGAUUUUGAUAAACGGCAGGUGGUGCGGCGGACGUGGGGUAAAGAGGGGCUUUUCCCUCAUGGUGUAUCCAUUCGUACAGUAUUCCUCCUGGGGGUUCCGCGGAAUCGAACUGCUCUGCCUCUGUGGGACCAGCUCCUGGCCUACGAGAGUCAAACCUUCAAGGACGUCCUGCUCUGGGACUUUGAAGACACCUUCUUCAACCUGACUCUGAAGGAGACACAUUUCCUGGAAUGGGUCAACAGCAGCUGUCCUGAUGUCAAGUUCAUCUUUAAAGGUGACGCUGAUGUAUACGUGAAUGUGGACAACAUACUCGAGAUGCUGAAAGGUCAAAAGGCAGACGAGGAUCUGUUUGUUGGUGAUAUUAUUGUUCACGCUAAACCUAUUCGCCGACGCACUUCCAAGUACUACGUGCCCGACUUUGUAUUUGGAGCCAGUUUGUACCCGUCCUACGCUGGUGGAGGAGGGUUUGUCAUGUCGGGACACACAGCACGGAGACUUAGCUCCGCCUGUCAGCAGGUGGAGUUGUUCCCGAUUGACGAUGUCUUUCUGGGAAUGUGUCUUCAGAUGAUCGGUGUCAAACCGACACGCCACGAAGGCUUUCGCACCUUCGGAAUCCCCCGCCCAUCUGCGGCGCCUCACCUCCAGACGUUUGACCCUUGUUUUUACCGGGAGCUCAUGGUUGUUCACAGCCUCAGUGUUCCUCAAAUCUGGCUCAUGUGGAACCUCCUGCAUGACCCCAAAGUAAGCUGCCACAACAGGAAAAAGCCAAGCAUGUGGCCCUUUAAGUGGCGAAGAACCAUGGAGGAGGUGGCAGCGGCAGAGGAGGACACGCCAGCGGAGGAGACAGACUACGAUGAGAAGCAGAUGUUUGUUACCCAUCACUGACUUUGUGCGGGUUUGAAUGUAGACCUCAUAAGAGCACUUACUGGUGCAAAACCAUAUUGAAACAAUCAGUUUUGAAAUUUGGAUGCUUCCGGGGUGUUCAGGUGGAUUACCAGACUCAAGUGUAGAUUUAUCAUCUUUACUCACCUUACUAGCAACUUGGGACUUUCUGGAUAGGAACUGGCAAAUCAGUUAAAAGGGAAGUGAGAUGGGCACAGCUCAGGUGCAGGACAAAAGAUUCCACCACUCACUCAACUACUUUAAGAAAACUUGUUAACAACAAUGACAACAACAGCAACAGAUCGAUUUUUCAAAGAACAUGCAAUAAAAUUAGGCUCCGACAAUUAUUCAUCUGUUAUACCUUCUUACAUUUUAGGAUUUUCUGCCAGACAUCUUUCUUGGGUGGUUUGAUUUGAAAAAAGCCACAUGAGAAAUGCUAAUUAAGUGAUAAUUGAGGCAAAACAAUAAAACAUCUAAAUUUAUUUGAGUAAAUGUAAGUCCCUUCGGCUGCUCCCUUGUUUUCACUUGGAGUCGCAUGUUGAAUUGGCACAAGUUUUACGCGGGAUGCACUUCCUGACACAACUCCACAUUACGUGGAAAAAUAUUGACAGGGUUGGGGUUUGAACCAGGAACUUUCUACACUGAAACCAAGCGUAACUAACCACUUGGUCACCACCCCUGCUAAAUUUAUUUGAGUAUGUUAGCAUUAUCCUACAUAGCUGCUUUAGCCUAACUGGUUAUCACGACAAAACAUGAUUGUGUUCCUUUACCCUAUAUUAUUGUGCUGCUAAAAUUUGUUGACGUUUCAUUGCGCAGGCGAUAAGCAACAGGUGUAAACCAGAAUAUCUGUGCACUAGACUGCCAUAAUGUGAAUGCACUAGGGUUGGAACAAUACAACGCGCAUUGUAAUAAUCAUAUACUUGGGCCUAUAUUGAAUCAUAUUGUUUUUAAUCACGCUACCACAAAAAGUCAAAGACUGCAUGGAGGAAAUAAUGAUCUCUAAUAGAAUAAUCAAAUGACUGUGAUAUUUAUCGUGAUAUGUAUUGAAUUGCAAUAGGUGUUGAAUUGUGGUAGAUGCACCAGGAUAGGUAUCGAAUCAUGAUAGGUGCACCGUGAUAAGUAUCGAAUAGUGAUAGGUGCGUCCUCAUACAUAUCGAAACAUGAUCGGUGCGUGAUCGGUUCAUCGUCAUACAUAUCAAAUCGUGAUGGUGCGUCGUGUAUCUUUCCAUCCCUACAGCGCACCUUAUAUCUGAUCUGCUGUUGUUUUUUGUUAUCUGAAUGUAGACCGAAGCACCUUUGGUGAUGUCACCACGUGUUUGUUCUAUAUGUGAUUGAGACGUGAGUGGAUGACACGUAGCCACAUUCAUGGGCAGGGCAAAGUGUAACUGGAUCUGUGCGCCUGUCUCACUGACCUUUAAUCGUGACUGGAAAGUUUUAGUUGAGGGCUGUUGAAUGUUUUCAUCUCAUGGCUUGAAUCUGUUUGACGUGACCAGGACUCCUGCAUCUGUGACUCGGAGUCUUUGGAUCAAUGUCACGUUAUUCCCGAUCCUGUUAAAGUGUCCUUGAAGGAGACACUGAACUCCAGAUUGCUUUGCGCAUCCACUGCUCGCAUCUUGCAUCCGUCAGGCACAUAAGUGCAAGCGGUAGAUUUACGUUUUGGAUCCGCGGUGGAAGGACAAAGAAACGAAGCCUGGACUGGAACCAGCUCAGACCAUCUGCACGAAACGUCUGCUGACGUUUGUGGAUGAAUGAAACUGAACACUCACAGUUUAAGGGAACAGUCGUUACUUUAAUUACCGUUGCUUCAACACUUUGUGUCAUGCUGGAACAAUAUUUAUAAUCACACAAUUUCACGCAGCAGCACUACUGUCAAAAGAAAUAAAGAAAAUGACACUUUCAAGACGUCACAUUUGGGUGGCGUGAUGGUUGAUCUGGCUCAUGUGCUUCGACUCAUCCUGCCUUAAAGGUGGAACGCGUCUAAUCAAAACUGUCCUUUCAGUCUGUGCCCAGAUCAAACUGUUAUUUUAAGUCAUUCACAGAUGAGCUGAAUCAAAGGAAUGAUUGCAGACGUUUUUUGUUUUUUCUUCUCGUCUCAAAUUUGAUAAAUUGCUACGUGAUCCAAUAGUGAUUGAAAAUAGAGCCAGUUAUAAAAGAGAAAAAUGAUUCUUUUUAUGGUCUGACAUCAUACAGACUCAGUCCACCGAAAUUCCGCUGUGGUUAAUAUUUCAUUUGUGAAGUAAGUUCCCGCUUCGACCAGGAAUGUACAACUCUUUGCAACUGGGGAGGACGGUCGAGAUCCAAUUUCAUUCAGUCUACCUAAGUGCCAUGACACAUUAAAAUAAAAAAUUAAGGUAACUGCGAUCAUUGUAAUUCAAAAAUGUGUUUGUUGUGGUGAACUCUCAAGGAUUCAGUGGAAGAACCAGUUACUACUCCUCAGAACAAGAAGGGUCCCCUGAGGCCAUUCUCCUACAUCUGGGGUUGGAUCAUAAAGUUGGUUGGGGGGCAGUCUCUCUGACACCAUCUUUCCUGUGUCGCGCUACUGUUUUUAAUCAUAAAAGGCUGAAAUGCUCAAGAAUAUGAUAAAAAGAAAGGGCAUCUGGAAACCUGUUAUGACAAAUCAG
Molecule: messenger RNA, 4336 nt
Organism: Thalassophryne amazonica
Lineage: Eukaryota; Metazoa; Chordata; Actinopteri; Batrachoidiformes; Batrachoididae
Gene: b3gnt9
Product: UDP-GlcNAc:betaGal beta-1,3-N-acetylglucosaminyltransferase 9
Exons: 6
Coding region: 288-1718 (476 amino acids)
Cellular component (GO): membrane
Molecular function (GO): hexosyltransferase activity
Source: RefSeq, a predicted model, not a curated record